GCGAGCCGGAGGCGCGGGCUGGGCGCACGUCGAGGGCUGCGGCCGCCGUGGCGGGGCACGACCACUGGCUGCGGGCCCGGGAUCGAGGCGGCUGGACCGAGGUCGAGCUGUCGGGAGGGCGGAGUCACAGGGCCUGCAAAGAUGCUGGCUGUCCCGGACAUGGGCCUGCAGGGGCUGUACAUCGGCUCCAGCCCCGAGCGGUCCCCUGUGCCCAGCCCACCUGGCUCCCCAAGAACCCAGGAAAGUUGUGGCAUUGCCCCACUCACACCCUCGCAGUCUCCAAAGCCCGAGGCCCGGGCCCCCCAGCAUGCUCCCUUCUCCGUGGUGGUGGCCAUCGACUUUGGCACCACCUCCAGUGGCUAUGCCUUCAGCUUUGCCAGUGAUCCUGAAGCCAUCCACAUGAUGAGGAAAUGGGAGGGCGGGGACCCAGGAGUGGCCCACCAGAAGACCCCCACCUGCCUGCUUUUGACCCCGGAGGGCGCCUUUCACAGUUUUGGCUACACCGCCCGCGAUUACUACCACGAUCUGGAUCCUGAGGAGGCGCGGGACUGGCUCUACUUCGAGAAGUUCAAGAUGAAGAUCCACAGCGCCACUGACCUCACCCUGAAGACCCAGCUAGAGGCUGUAAAUGGAAAGAAAAUGCCUGCCCUGGAGGUGUUCGCCCAUGCCCUGCGCUUCUUCAAGGAGCAUGCCCUUCAGGAGCUGAGGGAGCAGUGCCCAUCGCUGCCAGAGAAGGACACUGUGCGCUGGGUGUUGACGGUGCCCGCCAUCUGGAAACAGCCUGCCAAGCAGUUCAUGCGUGAGGCUGCCUACUUGGCUGGCCUGGUGUCCAGGGAGGAUGCAGAGCAACUCCUCAUCGCCCUGGAGCCAGAGGCUGCCUCUGUCUACUGCCGCAAGCUGCGUCUACACCAGCUCUUCGACCUAAGCAGCCGGGCUCCAGGCAGUGGACGCCUGGGUGAGCGCCGCUCCAUCGAUUCCAGCUUCCGGCAGGCCCGCGAGCAGCUGCGCCGGUCCCGCCACAGCCGCACGUUCCUGGUGGAGUCUGGCAUCGGAGAGCUGUGGGCAGAGAUGCAAGCAGGAGACCGCUACGUGGUGGCAGACUGCGGAGGAGGCACUGUGGACCUGACCGUGCACCAGCUGGAGCAGCCACAUGGCACCCUCAAGGAACUGUACAAGGCAUCUGGCGGCCCCUAUGGCGCGGUGGGCGUGGACCUGGCCUUUGAGCAGCUGCUGGGCCGCAUCUUCGGCGAGGACUUCAUCACCACCUUCAAAAGGCAAAGGCCGGCAGCCUGGGUGGAUCUGACCAUCGCCUUCGAGGCCCGCAAACGCACGGCGGGCCCGCACCGCGCAGGGGCGCUCAACAUCUCGCUGCCUUUCUCCUUCAUCGACUUCUACCGUAAACAGCGAGGCCACAACGUGGAGACAGCCCUGCGCCGGAGCAGCGUGAACUUCGUGAAGUGGUCCUCGCAGGGGAUGCUCAGGAUGUCUUGCGAGGCCAUGAACGAGCUCUUUCAGCCCACGGUCAGUGGGAUCAUCCAGCACAUAGAGGCGCUUCUGGCGCGGCCCGAGGUGCAGGGCGUGAAGCUGCUCUUCCUGGUGGGCGGCUUUGCGGAGUCGGCUGUGCUGCAGCACGCGGUGCAGGCGGCGCUGGGCGCCCGCGGCCUGCGCGUGGUCGUCCCGCACGACGUGGGCCUCACCAUCCUCAAGGGCGCGGUGCUGUUCGGGCAGGCGCCGGGCGUGGUGCGCGUGCGCCGCUCGCCGCUCACCUACGGCGUGGGCGUGCUCAACCGCUUCGUGGCCGGGCGCCACCCGCCCGAGAAACUGCUGGUACGCGACGGCCGCCGCUGGUGUACCGACGUCUUCGAGCGCUUCGUGGCCGCCGAGCAGUCGGUGGCCCUGGGCGAGGAGGUGCGGCGCAGCUACUGCCCGGCGCGGCCGGGCCAGCGGCGCGUGCUCAUCAACCUGUACUGCUGCGCCGCCGAGGACGCGCGCUUCAUCACCGACCCGGGCGUGCGCAAGUGCGGCGCGCUCAGCCUCGAGCUGGAGCCCUCCGACGGCGCGUCCCCCGGCCGCCGCGAGAUCCGUGCCGCCAUGCAGUUUGGCGACACCGAGAUCAAGGUCACCGCCGUCGACGUCAGCACCAAUCGCUCCGUGCGCGCCGCCAUUGACUUUCUUUCCCACUGAGGGCGCGGGCGCCGUGCCAGCCCCAUCCCCGCCCCGUGCCAGGCCCCGCCCUGUUGGGGUCGGGGGUGGGGUAGUGGGGGGAGUCUGGGGCGCCGGCUCGCGUGGACACAGCUGCUGGUUCUGAAGUCAGCGCCUCUUCCCCCGCCCUCCUGUCCGGGAAGAUGAGGUCGCAGGAUGGGUAGAGACAAACUCUCGCUUUGGAACUGGGCCCGGGUCGGCUGACUGGAAAGCCGAAGAGCGCUGCCAAGGGCUGAGAUCAGAGUCAGAAGAGGUUUGUAAGACGGUGCGCCCACAGGGGGCACGUGACCCCGAAGGCAGAAUGCGCCAGAAGACCAAGCCCUGGCCUGAACUGGGGGGGUGGGGCGGUGGGAAGUGGAGGCAGCUGGGAGAGGCAGAGCAGGGCCUCUGCAGGAGGGGCAGCAGGAGGACGGAGGAUGUGCAGCGCUUGGGCCUGAAGAGCCCAGUGCAUGGAUUGAUAGGCUCAGCCAGCACAGGGCGCUGGGCAGAGAGGCCCUAUGGCGCAGAAAAAUGGCUGGAGGCUGGCACAAGCAGCACAGGGGUACAGGACCUUCCCGGGUGUGGUACUGACCACCCAAGUAUGACUGUUAAUUUUUAAACUUUCUCAAUUAACAGGCUAAAGAGGAGGAUGCAGGAUGAAGGCACUUAUGAGAGGAUGUAGGGGGAGCUUGCUGGGGGGCCUUCCUUCAGGACAGAUAAUUCAUCUGAGAAGGCCCCAAGAGCAGCCCAUGAAUGACCCACAUGCACCCUAUCCCAGCCACCGAAGGGCAGUGGGGGUUGGGGGGGCUGUCGAGAGACAGAAGGAGAACUAAGGGCUGGUCCUGGUUCUGCCAUCAACUCACUAUGCCAUUGGAACAUUCCCUGCCCCCCCCCGACCUGCAACUGCCCCACCUGCCUGAGAACCCUAAGGUGACAAUAAAGCAUUUAUGCUU
Molecule: messenger RNA, 3134 nt
Organism: Zalophus californianus (California sea lion)
Lineage: Eukaryota; Metazoa; Chordata; Mammalia; Carnivora; Otariidae
Gene: HSPA12B
Product: heat shock protein family A (Hsp70) member 12B
Exons: 13
Coding region: 142-2184 (680 amino acids)
Source: RefSeq, a predicted model, not a curated record